Molecule: messenger RNA, 1974 nt
Organism: Mercenaria mercenaria
Lineage: Eukaryota; Metazoa; Mollusca; Bivalvia; Venerida; Veneridae
Product: glycerophosphocholine cholinephosphodiesterase ENPP6-like
Exons: 7
Coding region: 288-1433 (381 amino acids)
Source: RefSeq, a predicted model, not a curated record
UACUGUUAAACGGAGUUAAUAAGACUAUGACAUUCCUUUUGUUUUCUAUUCAGACUGUUGAAAAAAAACUGAGAAUCUUUAGUCAAUAUCCUAUUUUAAUAAAUACUGUCAUUUAAGCAUUAACUUAUCUAUUGAACAUAGUUUUCAAUAUAUCCAUUUCAAAUUGGUUUAAACCAGCUUUAGGUUUGAUAAUAAUACAAUAUAUGCAUUUUGAUGAGAUAAGGCAAGUAUUACCUUUACUAAUUUUAUGUUAUACUUUCCUUGUUUGAAAUUCUUUUAUCUAAACCAUGACACUAUUUAUUCGUUUAAAGGUGAUUUCAUAUCUAAUCUGCGUGUUAACCUUAAAAGGAACUGAUUCGAGUAAAUUAGUAUUUUUUCUUGUGGACGGAUUUCGCUGGGACUACUUUAAAAUACCAGGACUGCAGCUGAAGGGGUUUACAAGAUUGUUCGAGCAAGGGACCAAGGCAGAGUGGACCACACCAGACUUCCCAACAAACAGCCUUCCCAACUAUAAAACACUCGAGACAGGUUUACAUGUGGAGAGCCAUGGCUUUGUCGGAAACUAUAUGUACGAUGAGCAAUCUGGAAAGGAGUUCAGAUUAACGUUAGACAAUCCGGAAAGUCUACAUCUGGAAUGGUGGAAUAAAGCGGAAUCAUUCUUCAUCACUGCAGAAAAACAGGGUAUAAAGACAGCUCUCUACCAUAUCAGAGGUUGCCAGGUAGAUCACGAUGGAAUAUCUCCCACGUAUUGUCUGCCUUACCAGGACUACCCUACCAAAGAAGACGUAGAAUGGGCAAUCGACGAUGCGCUUGAUAAAAUGAAGAAUAACCAAGCUGAUGUUGCUUAUAUCUACCAUCAAGAGGUUGAUCAUAUGGGUCACCUUCAUGGGCCAAAUUCCCAGCAAGUCUUACAAGCCGUACAGGAAGUAGAUAGUCACAUUGAUAAGAUGUUAGACAGAAUUAAAUCUGACAAACAAGAAGAUAUAGAUGUCAUUGUUGUAUCAGACCAUGGAAUGGCGUCGGUUGAUCAACUUCAUGUCAUAAAUAUUACAGAGGUUUUAGAUAUGGGAAACGUAAAAGCAAUAACGGAAGGUGGAUCUCAAGCUUACAUCUGGCCUGUACAAGGAAAAGAAAAAGAUGUAUAUAAGCAGCUAAAGACAUUUCACCGUCAUCUUCAUGUAUACCUCAGGGACUAUCUACAUGACCGCUGGUUUUUCAAGAAUCACAGUUUGAUACCGCCAAUAUUUCUAACGGCGGACAAAGGCUGGUUUAUUGUUCAUCCCAACUCUUUUGACAAGUAUUCGGAAGGUAGUGGAAUCAUAUAUCAUGGUAACCAUGGCUUUGACAAUGACGACCAUGACAUGAGGUCUAUAUUCGUGGCCUAUGGACCAGGCAGUGUUCUUUGUUGUGUGAACUCGUAUUUAUCACUGUGAACUGGUUCAGUGCGGGUCACAAGAAAGAUAGGCGUCGAUCAUAAGCUACCGUCUCCAAUUAAGGAAUUUGUCUUGUUUACUUACACACUAAUCUAAAAAUGAAUCUAUUAACCUCAGCAAUUUAAAUGGACAUUUUCAUGAUAAACGAGCACAUUUAAUAUCAGAUAUGACCCGUUUUGUAAAUCGUCGGUCUAUCGUCCAUUGUUUGGUUAUUACCACAAAUCCUUGUUGGUACUAAUAAGUUUUGAUAAUGUGGCAGUUGAGUCCAAUAAGUCCAGGGGUGUUCAAAGAUAAUCCGUCACAGAUCUAUUGUAUAGCAAUUAUUGGAUUUACCUGUAUUGGAAAAAAAACAGUGUCGAUUGUAUUGAGGUCAACUGCCACAUUAUCAAAGUUUAUUAGUAGACCUGUAUUAGACUUUGUUUUGGAAAAAUGACGCAUCAGUUGAACCAUAAUAAAACAGCAUGAAAUCUGAAAAAGACAACAAAUGUUGAAAUCUUCAGACAAGACUUACUGUAAAGCUAUUUAGAUAAUAAUAUUGAUG